Messenger RNA from Neolamprologus brichardi, 1963 nucleotides. NCBI's taxonomy places the organism in Eukaryota, Metazoa, Chordata, Actinopteri, Cichliformes, Cichlidae. The record is from RefSeq and is a predicted model, not a curated record.
AUGCAGAAAGAUGAGGAUGGCAAAGACGUUGCUGUGGCAUUUGCUAGCCGUGCUAUGCACAAAUCGGAAAAGCCCUACUCAACUCCAGAGAAGGAGUGUCUGGCCGUGAUCUGGGCCUUGGAACAUUUCCGACCUUAUGUCGAAGGCUUGCACGUAACCAUUUACACUGACCACAGCAGCCUCAAGUGGUUGAUGUCUCGACCAAAUCCCUCUGGCAGGCUUGCUUGGUGGUCUCUUCGCCUUCAAGACUUUGACUUCAGCAUUAUCCACAAACCUGGAGAAUGUAAUAAGGUGCCAGAUGCACUUUCACGUAAUCCUCUACCAGAUGUGGAUGCCCCCAUUGAUCUUCUCCCUCCCUAUGCCGUGAUUAGGAGCAUGGACCUUCGUGCUCUGCCUUCUGUAAUUGUUUCAGACUGCCUGCAUGUUCGUCAACUGCAGCUUGAGGACCCAGUCACAGGCUCAUUGCUCAAUCAGCUGGAAAGUGACCAACAAACUGGGGAGGAUACUCAAGAUCUGGAAAAGUGCGUUGUCCAUGAUGGUCUCCUCUAUUUCCUCAACCCAAAAACUAAAUGUGGUCUUCACCCACUUAAGCAGCUUAAACUGUUUGCUCCUACUACACUCCGUGGUUAUCUGCUCAAGUAUUACCACGAUCAUCCUACAGCCGGACAUCUGGGCAUUGCAAAAACGCUGGCACGCUUGCGUCUCAGAUUCUUCUGGCCACACAUGAACUCUGACGUGAAAAAUGAAAAUAUAGCCCAUGUAUCACGUGAGGUGUUAGCCAGCUGGGAUCUUAAAGAAGACCGACAAGUGUGCAUCACCACAGACAACGGUGCCAAUGUUGUGAGAGCCACGGAGCUAAACAACUGGGUCAGACUUCAGUGUUUUGGACACAGGCUACACCUUGCAAUCGAAAAUUCUAUCAAAGAUGAUUCCCGCAUUGCCCGAGCCAUUGGACUUUGCAAAAAGUUAGUUGGACAUUUUUGCCACAGCUGGAAAGCAAAGAUGGCUCUGAAAAAAGCACAGCAGAAGUUCAACCUCCCAGAGCACACACUCAUCACAGAAUGCCCAACCAGGUGGGGUUCCAGGCAGAAGAUGAUUGAGAGAGUCCUGGAGCAGCAGCGGGCCAUUUCUGAUGUCAUCUCAGCAGACAAGAAAUCAAGACACUUGAUUCCUACUUGGCAGGAUCUUGAGAGAAGGAAGAAGAAAAUCCUUGAGUACCUGAUUACUAAAUAUGAAAAUCCAGCUACCCAGGAACUUCUUGACAUGGCGUGCUUCAUGGAUCCCAGAUUUAAAGUCAGCUACAUCAGCACUGAUCGAGUCUCAGACAUCAAGACCUGAGUGAUGUCAGAAAUGGAAGCAGUGGCACAGAAGGAGAGAAGCUCCGUUGAACCAGAGGCCCAGACAAAUGAUCCGCCCAAUCGUCACCUGAAGAAGGCAAAAAAGUCACUGGGCAGUUUCUUCAAGGCAGCUCCAAUCCCUACCUCCUCUUUUAUGCAUCUCUCACAAGCUGUUGAAGCUGAGCUUAACAGCUACUUGCUAUCCACGGCCAUAGACAGUGAGGAAGACCCCUUGGCAUGGUGGAAACUCCACAAAAUGACAUUCCCACAGCUAAGCAAGCUUGCAAGGAAGUAUCUCUGCAUACCUGCAAGUAGCUCACCUUCAGAGAGACUUUUUAGUACAUCAGGAAACAUAGUAACAUGUCAGCACACAUGUUUAAAAUCUUGGAGAGUAAACAUGUUGGUUUUCCUUACCAAGAACUUGCCAUGAAAAACAUUCACUCAGGAAAGAUGAAUGCAAGAUAGAGAAAGCUUCUUUUUUUUUUAAGUACAAACAUACACUACCUACAUUGUUCUUAAUUGUUGAUAAUAUUAGUCUUGGCCAGUACGACCACAAAGGUAGACAAUUGUUCUUUGGUGUGUUCCCACAGCAAACAAGUUCUUACCUAUAGUUUAAUCUAGUAAAG